Messenger RNA from Eruca vesicaria subsp. sativa (arugula), 1729 nucleotides. Lineage: Eukaryota; Viridiplantae; Streptophyta; Magnoliopsida; Brassicales; Brassicaceae. The record is from the annotation of a GenBank genome assembly.
CCGGAACCCUGUGGGAAAUUUAAAGCUUCACACUUUCGGGUUCAUUUUCUGCAAAAAAUGGACAAUCUCAAUCUUGCGUUGAUCAUCAAGAACCCUACAGACUCCGCCCAAUUCCUCCUCGAGAAGCAAAAACAGCCGGCAAAAUUUGGAGACGAAGCUUACGACUCCUACGUCGAUUCCCAUCUCUGGGACCUGCCAUCAACAGAUCUACCGUCUCUAGAAGUCGGAAUCAGAUCCAGUCUCACUCUCUCUAUACCUGAAUCAUGCUCAGAAGAGAUAGAUUUGAAGAAAUUCGACUUAGAAACUACUCUGAAUCGACUGUUGGCGAAUUUAGGGAUUGAGUUUAGCCAUGUGGGAGAGUGGAGUUUCGUCAGGUAUGUAGUUGAGCCUGAGUUUGGACCUGACUCAUGUGUCCGUACUUGUUUUCUCGCCGGGAAGCUGUUGGAGACAGAUCAUAGUUUACAAGACAACUGUAAGUGGAUGUCCAUGGAAGCUUGUUUUGACUGCCUUGUUGAUGCAAAACCGGGUAGUGAUCGUGUUGGACCAUUAGUACUACUCGGACUUGGGGAUGGUUUGAUGAAGCAGAAGCUGUCACCUUCUCUGUCUGUCCAGGAAUAUCCACCUGGUGUUAUGGUUGUGCCGAUGCGUAGCAGGACGUUGAAACCUUUCACGACAACUAAUCUGGUUGUGUUUGCUCCAGAAAAUGUCUCAGUGGACUACAAGGAGACAGAUUUUGUAAUUCGUGGGGAUGCGUUGAUUGUGGAUCCUGGAUGCCACUAUAAACUCCACACUGAGCUCAAGAAAGUUGUUGAUGCUUUACCUAGAAAGCUAAUUGUCUUUGUUACACAUCACCAUCGUGAUCACAUUGGUGGUCUUUCUGCUAUACAAGAAAGCAAUCCUGAUGCUAUUCUAGUGGCGCAUGUCAAAACUAGGAAUCGCAUUGAUGGUUGGUCUGGUAACUAUACCCCAGUUUCUGGAGGAGAAAACAUCUAUGUCAAUGGUCAGAGUUUGACCGUCAUUUUUGCUCCGGGACACACUGAUGGCCAUAUGGCACUACUCCAUAACUCCACUCGUUCUCUGAUUGUCGGUGAUCAUUGUGUUGGUAAAGGAAGUGCUUUCUUGGACAUUAGGUCAGGUGGGAACAUGACGGAAUACUUUCAAACGACAUAUAAGUUCCUGGAGCUUUCUCCACAUGUAGUGAUUCCCAUGCAUGGAAGAGUCAAUUUGUGGCCAAAACACAUGCUUUGCGGAUAUCUCAAAAACCGCAGGAGCAGAGAAGAAUCAAUCCUAAAGGCCACUGAGGAUGGAGCUCAGACUUUGUUUGACAUAGUUUCUAAUGUGUAUUCAAAAGUGGAUCGCAGUUUCUGGUUGGCUGCAGCUUCAAACGUCAGGCUGCAUAUUGAUAACCUGGCUGUAGAAAACAAAUUACCAGAGGGAUUCUCAAUCCAGAAGUUCAAAGCAAGUUGCGGAUUUAGUUUUAUGAUACGGUGGACAGCAGGUUAUAUCGGUAGCCGGAUUCCACUAAAGAUUAAUAAGUCAGGUUUAAUCAUGUCAGUGAUAGCUGCAGGAGCUGGUUAUUUUCUUCUCUACACUUCCAAAAGGAAGAACACUAUUGAAUCUUGAUUAGUGAAGUCGUCUGAUUACAUCUUAUUCAUUCAUGUGUGUGUGUGUUCCUUUUGGCAGAAUCAAAGUCCCUCUGAAAUAUCAAAUACCAAAGAGAUAGCCAAUA